AUGUCAUUUCUUUUUAGAAGAUCAACUGAACAAAGCCGUGAGGUUGACGUAUCAAAUCGUGAAAUCCCAUCCAACGAGAAAGAAGAAUCCCCCAGUUCUACUAACAAUGAAAAACAACACCCAGAUCAAAAUGCACCUGUCAAGAAGAAAGGGUCAUUCUUUAGAGGGUUUAAAGCUAAUGGAUAUAAGAACGAAUCUACAACUUCUCUCAACUCCACUAGUUCAAGUUCAUCCAGUUUUAAUAAGUUACCCCCACUUAGCCCUCUAGCGCUCAAUGGAUAUAAAGAAUCCACUCACCAUCGUUUACUAGAUCCAGAAUUGGCGAACAAUAUUCGUAACCUCAUACCAGCAAGAUUGCAACUAUUUGAUGAUUGGGAUUUGGUAUACUCAUUAGAACAGCAUGGGAUUUCGUUGAAUACAUUGUACCGUAAUUGUGACCCUGAGCAUCAACUUCAAUUGCUCAAGAAGAAAAGGAAAGAACACGGUUUUGCAGAGUCGGUGGUGAAAAGCAUGGUUGUUGGUGAUAUUCCCAGCUCGCGAUAUCUGUUUGAAACAAAAAGACCGCAAUCUUAUGUGAUUGUUAUUAAGGAUGAACAUGGCAACAAAUUUGGAGCAUACUUGAAUGAAAAUGUUAAACCAAUGGAACACAGAAGAUAUUAUGGAAAUGGUGAAUGUUUUCUUUGGAAAUGUGAAGUUUAUGACCCUUCGAAGUUAGAUCACGCGGUUGAUAAAAAGUCUAAAUCUGAAGUUCGAUUCAAGGCAUUCAUGUACACUGGGAUUAACGAUAACAUUAUCUAUUCCAACCAUGACUUUAUAGCAAUAGGUUCAUCAAAUGGUCAAAAUGGUCUAUACAUAGACAAGAGCUUAUUGAAAGGAGUCAGCUAUAGUUGUGAAACGUUUGGAAAUGAAGUCUUGAAUUCUUCAGAGCAUGAUAUAAAGUUUGGUUCGUUCAAAAUCAAGGGUUUAGAAAUAUGGAGAAUAGGAUCUCUUGAAUAA
Messenger RNA from Candida tropicalis MYA-3404, 996 nucleotides. RefSeq names its product Oxr1p (gene OXR1). Gene Ontology annotation, cellular component: nucleus. The transcript has a single exon. The record is from RefSeq and is a predicted model, not a curated record. Bases 1 to 996 code for a protein of 331 amino acids. Gene Ontology annotation, biological process: response to oxidative stress. Lineage: Eukaryota; Fungi; Ascomycota; Pichiomycetes; Serinales; Debaryomycetaceae.